Caenorhabditis bovis is the source of this 4239-nucleotide messenger RNA. NCBI's taxonomy places the organism in Eukaryota, Metazoa, Nematoda, Chromadorea, Rhabditida, Rhabditidae. The record is from the annotation of a GenBank genome assembly.
AUGUCGAAAGGCGGCGACGAGGGUAUAUGCUUAGAGCCCUCCGGGACCGGUGUGUAUGAACGAGUUGUCUAUUCUAAAGAAAAUCGCAUUGCGCGCUAUGCCGAUAAGACUCAUCGCCGUAAGAACUUUGGACGUUAUACACCAGCAAUGAAAAGCAUGAUACCAUUAAGAACAACUCACGAGCAUUCGAAAAGUGGAGGAUCUGCUAUUGAUGACGCUGGUUUACUUUCGUUUGUCACUUAUUCAUGGGUUUUUCAAUAUCUCUUGCAAGCGUUGAAAGGCAAAAUUGAUCGCGAUCGAGUUUGGGGUUGCAGCUUCUACGACAGCUGCGGACUGAACUUGGCAAGACUUGAAGUGCUCUGGGAAGAUGAGUUGAACCAGCAUCCAAACGCCCCAUCAUUUUUCAAAGUUAUUUUCCGUUUUGUCAAAACCCGUCUCUGGUUUUCGUGCGCCGUCUUUCUCUUUUGCCUGAUUUUCGGAUUUAUCGGACCAACAAGUUUUAUUCGACGCCUAAUCGCAUUUGCUGAAAACCCGUCGCGUGACGAAAAUGACAACGUUCUGUACUCAUAUGGAAUGUUCUUGGUGCUGGCAAUCGGAUUAGUCGAAUUUGCACGAGUGCUAUCGUAUGGUGCAACAUGGGCGGUGUCUUACAGAACUGGAAUCCGUGUUCGUGGAGCUGUUCUUGCUCUUCUCUACAAACAUGUUCUCAAUGCUAAAGAUCUAUGCGGUAAAUCGUCAUCAGAUGUCAUCAAUAUUUUCGCCAAUGAUGGACAACGUCUCUUUGAUGCGAUUACAUUUGCUCCAUUGGUUAUUGUUGGUCCUCUUGUGCUGAUUGGUGGUGUGGGCUAUUUGCUUGCUGUUAUUGGAAGAUGGUCUCUACUUGGUAUUUCCGUGUUUUUCUUCUUUGAUGCGAUUCAAUACGCGCUGGGAAAAACGAUGGUGAACUGCAGAAAUCUGGCGAUUGAGAAGACUGAAAAACGCAUCAGUUUAAUGGGCGAAAUUAUCCGCUUUAUUCGCGUAAUUAAAGUUAAUGGAUGGGAAGAUGUAUUUAGCAAAAAAGUUGAAGAAAUGCGACACGAGGAAAAAGUACAAAUUCGAAAAUCUGGAUAUGCUCAAUCCUUGGCUAUUGCCUGUGGACCAGUUGUUCCAGUUGUUGCAGCAGUUCUAACUUUUCUGGGAGUCGUUCUUUCUGGAAAUGAUCUUCUUGCUUCUGAUGCAUUCUCUGCAAUAACAGUCUAUUUUGUGAUGCUUUUCGGUAUUCGUAUGAUUCCUUACGGAUCGAGAUACCUUGCAGAGGCGAUUGUGGCUGUCCGCAGAAUUGAAGAAUAUCUUUUGUUGGAACCAUGGGAUCAUCGAUACAGCACUGGUGACCCUGAGUAUGUCGUUGAAACGAAAACUGUCAAUUAUACUUAUCAACCCACCAAAAACGAAGCCAGACAACCGAGUGAAACUGAAAAUCUUAACAACAAGGAGCCGUCAUUUACGCUGACUGUUGAAAAUUUAAAAAUUCGUCGUGGAGAGCAUGUUGCAGUUUGUGGACCCGUGGGAAGUGGAAAAUCGGCGCUUCUCAAAGCAAUUUCUGGACAUAUGUUUACCAGGGAUGAAGACAUGUGUGUUGACAGAAACAAUUUGGGAUAUGUGCCGCAAACCCCAUGGAUUAUCAAUGGAACCGUGCAGGAUAAUAUCUUGUUUGGCGAAAAGCUCAUCAACGAGCGCUAUUAUCGAGUGGUGAGCGGAACACAGCUCACCGAGGAUUUGAAUACAUUCGCUCACGGAGAUAGAACUGAAAUUGGCGAACGUGGAACUACUCUAUCUGGAGGUCAGAAAGCGAGAAUUUCCCUUGCUCGUACUGCCUAUGCCACCCGCAAUCUUUAUUUGCUCGAUGAUGUCUUGGCCAGUUUGGAUAAGAAAGUCGCUGACAAAGUGUUUGAAAGAAUUGUCUGCGAGUUUUUGGACAAAAAGACAGUUGUAAUGGCGACUAAUAACACCAAGAUUCUUUCUCGAUUCGAUCGAGUUCUUUACAUUGAAAAUGGGCGUAUCGUUGCUGAUGGAACCCACGUGGAACUAAUGGAUGAGAGUCCAGCAUAUGGAGAUUAUGUUAUUGCUUGCAGUCAUGAGCACAAUCCAAAUGAAGGAGACUUCGAUAGUACUCACGUUGUUGUGCCAAAUACUGUGGAAGAAGAAUUCGAAAAGAUUGGAGCUCCAGCUCCACACGAUUCUUCGGAAAACAUUGUUCAGCAUUUGGAAAGAGAUCAAUUGAUUAGCGAUGAGGAAGAUUUCGGAGCUACAGCAAUGUCCUGGAAAGUUUACAUGCUUUACAUAAAUGCUGCUGGAAGCUGGCCAAUCUGGACAUGCCUGGUUAUUGGAUUCAUCAUCAAUGUUGUUGCAUCAAUUUUUUCAACAUUUUGGCUUUCUCGCUGGUUGAAAAAGGGUCACAACGAACAGGUUAUUAUAACAAAUGGAACUGCUUUCCUUACUGCUAGCAAAAGUCUUGCGAAUAGUGAAGACACCUACUUCUACGCUGCUGUUUACGGAAUCUCCCUUGUCAUUCUCACAUUCUCCGGGCUGUUCAAAGCUUGCGUUUUCGUCAAAGUGUCUCUCAACGCUGCCAGUAAACUACAUAACUCGAUGUUCAAAGCGCUUAUUCGUGGAGCGACAAGCUUCUUUGACUCCACUCCAACCGGACGAAUUCUUAACAGAUUUUCGAAGGAUAUGGAUGAGAUUGAUGUGAAACUUCCGUUUACUGCUGAAGUCUUCUUGCAAAACAUGAUUACUUGCCUCGGUUUCUUGGUCGUCAUUGCCUGGGUCUUCCCGUGGUUCUUGGUUGCUUCUAUUCCACUUUGCGGCGUUUUUGUUCUUUUUGUCUCGUGUUUCCGAGCUGGAAUCAGAAACUUGAAACGUUCGGAGCAUAUUUCGAGAUCCCCUCUAUUUGAUCACGUGACUACGAGCUUGGAGGGAAUUGCAUCGAUUCACUCUCUUCAUCAAACAGGCAGAUAUAUGGACAACCUUAAAAAGCAUCUCGACGCAAACAGCGGAGCCGUUUUCAUGUUUCAAUCGGCAAUGCGCUGGCUUGCUGUCUGGCUUGAUCUUCUCGUUGUUUUGAUGACCGCUGUCGUUGCAUUCUUUAUUAUUGCUCUUUCUGGCACUGUCUCUCCCGCUGACGCAGGAAUGGCUAUCGCAUUUGCCGUGCAAAUGAGCGGCAUUUUCCAGUUCGCUGUGAGAACCCAAACCGAACUCGAGGCUAAGAUGACAAGUGUUGAACGCGUUUCCUAUUAUGCCGAUAAUAUCACUCCUGACGGUGAAUUCCACACCAAGAAAGGUGUUGACGUUCCGUCAAACUGGCCACCUCAUGGGCAAAUCAACUUCCAGGAAGUCAAACUUCGCUAUCGUCCGAAACUUCCGCUUGCCUUGAAUGACAUUUCAUUUGAAAUUAAGGCUGGAGAAAAAAUUGGCAUCAUUGGUCGCACUGGAUCUGGAAAAUCUUCACUUGGAAGCGUUCUUUGCCGUUUGUAUCCACUCACAUGGGGAAAAAUAUUCAUCGAUGGUGUCGAUAUCACCACAAUGGGUUUGACAAGAUUGAGAAGAGCAAUUGCUGCCAUCCCCCAAGACCCAUCGCUCUUCUCGGGAAGUAUCCGUUUCAAUUUAGACCCUGGAAAUGAAUUCAGUGACUCUGAUAUCUGGCAAGCUCUAGAGAGAUGCUAUUUGAAAGAUCACGUGAGCAGAUUAGAGCAUAAAUUGGAAUCGGAAGUGAAUUCCGGCGGUGAAAACUUUUCUGUUGGAGAAAGACAACUCUUCUGUCUCGCACGUGCUCUUUUAUCAAAAUCAAAAAUUGUCAUUCUUGAUGAAGCGACAGCAUCGGUUGAUCUCGCUACAGAUAAAUUAAUUCAAAAAGUGAUUCGCGAAGUUUUCAUCGAAGCCACUGUUCUCACAAUUGCCCAUCGAUUGGACAAUGUUAAGAAAAUGGACCGCGUUCUUUUCCUUGAAAACGGAAAGAUUGUCGAUUUCACGACUCCGCAAGAAUUAUUCAGCAAGGGCUGGGAUGAUUUGAAGAAAUUUGCGGAAAAUGGAAGUAAUGAUUCGGAAUCCGCUGUUGUCAUUAAUGAAAGCUCUAGUCAAUCGUCGCCGGAAAUCUUGGAAGCACACUCGCAACAUAGCGAAUCGGACAGCAUUGAGAAGCUUGAAAAGGAAGAUGGAAAAGAAAGUAGCUCGGACCCGGAUAUGGAGGUUAUAGAAAAAUAA